UAAAACAAGUCAGUUAUUAAUAAUGAAAGUGGCCGUGGAGUAGCUCUUAAAGUAAUCGCUCUUAGUCCCUACGGAAUUAGGGUAAACAUCGAGUUUUCUCGCGACUCUAUAGAAGUUGCUGUUAUUAUUGUCCCUAGUAGGGACUUCUACAGUUUGCUGAUCUUAACCACUGGAAAGCUUGCACAGAUUUCUGUAUGAGUUCGUUCAUAUUCUUUUUAUAAUUGGAUAUCCUCUUAGGUGUAAUUUAGUACUAGGAUGAAUCGUUGGUCUGUUAUGGUGAAGAGGACCAUGAGGAAAUUAUACAUCUGAAUCAUAUUCCCCCUAAUUCUUUUGUACUGCACAGGUUGGAAGCUUAGAAUUUCCUGCAGAACUGCGUAUGGAUUUUUUAGUCAGAGCACCUUUGUAGCUGCUGUUCUUGGAACGCUUUCGAAGCGAACACUAUGCUUCUUAAAGUAGGAGGAUAACGCAGAUUUUUUUUCAGAUGAAUUUUGAAGUAAACACUUAAAUGAGUUCUCAAUUUUUCCGAGAUUAGGUUUCCUAAUGUUCUGGAAAGAAACUUCAGGACAGAAUAUGGUUUUUUAGCUGGAGAAUGCCAAAGGGAAUAGAAAUUGGGGUACCACACAAUGUUGUCCCAGUCAUUUUACUAUGGUAGGGAGUGUGAUGCAUCUAUCACCCAAGAAUUACUAGGUGGAUAGAGUAUCUGUUGGCGAUGGGAAAUCUCCAAAUACAACUUGUGAGAAAAAAACUAAUAUCGAUUCAAGACUUCAGAAUUUGAGUAUAUGGAAGAGAAAAGCAAUUCAAGUGUUUUCGUGGCCUCCUUAUCAAAAGAUGUAAAGAGUUGGAAAUAUCGUAACAACCAUUCCAAGUUUAUCACCUCAACUCCAAUUAAUUGUCAAAAUUAUCGGAAUAUUUCAUCCGUAAAGCAGGAAUCGAGGAUCUCGUUUUCAAUAAAUGAACGCCUAACAAAUUUAUUAAAUAAAAUUCUCCCUUUAAAAAAGAAAUGGAGCACAAAUUUCCAUCAGUCAUGUAUUGUUUUCACAAAUCUGGCUUCAAAUAUUUGUAAAAUCUUAUCAGGUUCAUCAUCCUUUGAGAAUCAUGAUGAUUUUGUCACUUAUGGAUUGUGCAAUCUAUAUUUAAAUGAUAAUUUAGAACAAAUGACAAAACUUCGUGAUGGUCAGAUUUUGGAAACCUAUUAUGAUAAACUAAAUGAAUGUAUAAAAAAUAUGGAAGAUUGUGGCGUACAGCUAAAGUCUAUGCUAGAUCAAUUGAAUGCUUUGAGAAAUCUAAGUCAAAAUGAAUCAAUUUACCAGCAGUAUGCCACAUGCCAGUCGACAUUAGACUCAUCCGUCAAGAUAAAAAGUGGUUCUACACUAGAUGGUAACAGUUUGUCUACUUUAAAUUCUACUCGCUCACAUCCAUCAGCAUCAUUAAAACAACAAACACAACAACGAAAUUUAAGUGGAACUUACUUAUACGAAGUAUUGAACAUUGAAAUAAAUGGACUAAUCCAUCAAAUUGAACGUGAUUCAAGCAUUCGGAAAUAUUUAGUGAAAAUUAUAUUACCUAGCACUUCACAUUACUUUCGAGUGAAUACUACUGUUCAGGAUAAUUUCAAUGUUGUCCUAUUAAAAUUUGUGUCAAUUUGGCGUCAUUUUGGACAAUAUAUUUCAUGGUUUGCUGUUAUAUCAAUGUCUGAGCAUAUUUUGAAAACUCUCAAAAAUACAGACUGAAUGAAUUCAUAUAGAAUCAUGUAUAUAUUUAUACACCUUUUUUGUUCAAGAAAUGAGUAUAUUAUUUUUGCUGCG
Messenger RNA from Schistosoma curassoni, 1805 nucleotides. The record is from the annotation of a GenBank genome assembly. NCBI's taxonomy places the organism in Eukaryota, Metazoa, Platyhelminthes, Trematoda, Strigeidida, Schistosomatidae.